This is a messenger RNA of Sceloporus undulatus (fence lizard), 4165 nucleotides long. It is a transcript of the gene OTUD7A, whose product is annotated as OTU deubiquitinase 7A. Gene Ontology annotation, biological process: protein deubiquitination involved in ubiquitin-dependent protein catabolic process; protein K63-linked deubiquitination; protein K48-linked deubiquitination. The record is from RefSeq and is a predicted model, not a curated record. Gene Ontology annotation, molecular function: cysteine-type deubiquitinase activity; DNA binding; zinc ion binding. Bases 352 to 3078 code for a protein of 908 amino acids. Gene Ontology annotation, cellular component: cytoplasm; nucleus. The transcript has 13 exons. NCBI's taxonomy places the organism in Eukaryota, Metazoa, Chordata, Lepidosauria, Squamata, Phrynosomatidae.
UGCCUCCGUUGCGGUGACUUCAUGGGGACGCCGAGCGACGACGCCGAAAGGGAGGAGGAAAAGGAGGAGAGGAGGAAGGAGGGAAGGAAGGAAAGGAGCAAUGGAAAGGAGGCCUUCGCAGCCACGGCCGGGAGAGAUUUCUCAGGGGUCCCAAGUUACUCCAACGUCCAUCUGAUGCAAGCUCCUGCGAUAAAAAUGAACCGUCUUCUUUACCAAAAACGAGCGCUAUAAGGUCCAUCUGACGCAUGGCCCACCAAAGCGUUGCUAACAGUCUAUUGAAAAUGGACGCCUUGUAGCCUGUCGCCAAAUCCUGCCACCGCUGCCUCUCCAGCAGCACCUCUACAUGAUCCCAUGACUCUUGAUAUGGAUGCUGUCCUGUCAGACUUUGUUCGGUCCACGGGGGCAGAACCAGGUCUGGCAAGAGACUUGCUGGAAGGCAAAAACUGGGAUUUGACGGCUGCUCUGAACGAUUAUGAGCAGCUUAGGCAGGUCCAUACGGCCAACCUUCCCCAAGUGUUCAAUGAAGGAAAGUAUCCCAAACCACAGCAAGAAAGAGAGCCUUCCCAACAGGUGAACAAGGGUGAGCGUCCAUCUCUCCAAAGGCAGGAUGACAUUGCGCAAGAAAAGAGGCUUUCUAGAGGGAUUUCUCAUGCCAGCUCCGCAAUAGUCUCCCUGGCGCGUUCCCAUGUGGCCAGCGAAUGCAACAAUGAACACUUCCCUUUGGAGAUGCCCAUCUACACAUUCCAGCUCCCUGACCUUAGUGUUUACAGUGAAGAUUUUAGGAGCUUCAUUGAAAGGGAUUUGAUUGAGCAAGCAACCAUGAUUGCGCUGGAACAAGCCGGUCGUCUUAACUGGUGGUCUACAGUAUGUACUAGUUGUAAGCGGCUACUACCAUUGGCAACAACGGGUGACGGAAACUGUUUGUUACACGCUGCUUCUCUAGGAAUGUGGGGCUUUCACGACAGGGACCUUGUAUUACGGAAAGCGCUCUACACCAUGAUGAGAAGUGGCGCCGAAAGGGAAGCGCUGAAGAGACGGUGGAGGUGGCAACAGACGCAGCAGAAUAAGGAGUCGGGGUUAGUUUAUACAGAAGAAGAAUGGGAGCGAGAAUGGAACGAACUGCUAAAGUUGGCUUCAAGCGAACCGCGCACCCAUUUCAGCAAAAACGGAGGCACGGGUGGCGGAGUUGAAAAUUCUGAAGAUCCCGUGUAUGAGAGCCUAGAGGAAUUCCAUGUUUUUGUUCUAGCGCAUAUAUUAAGGCGGCCAAUUGUUGUGGUAGCAGAUACGAUGUUACGGGACUCCGGAGGUGAAGCUUUUGCCCCGAUUCCAUUUGGUGGGAUUUACUUGCCUCUGGAAGUCAUGCCGAACCGAUGCCAUUGUUCGCCGCUUGUCCUUGCCUACGAUCAAGCGCAUUUCUCGGCUCUUGUGUCUAUGGAGCAAAAAGAUCAACAGAGGGAGCAAGCGGUGAUUCCUCUGACGGACUCCGAACACAAGCUCCUGCCUUUGCACUUUGCGGUGGAUCCAGGGAAAGAUUGGGAGUGGGGGAAGGAUGACAAUGAUAACGCCAAGCUGGCCAACUUGAUUCUGUCUCUGGAGGCAAAGCUUAAUCUUCUGCACAGUUACAUGAAUGUAACCUGGAUACGCAUACCAUCGGAAACACGGGCUCCUCUGGCUCAGCCAGAGUCUCCAACCGCAUCGGCAGGAGAGGAUGUUCAAUCUCUCGCCGAUUCCAUGGACUCAGACAGAGAUUCCAUCUGCAGUAAUUCUAACGGCAAUAAUGGCAAAAACGGGAAAGAGAAAGAGAAACAAAGAAAGGAGAAAGAGAAAAACCGGGCUGAUUCGGUGGCUAACAAACUUGGAAGCCUCAGUAAAACCCUUGGCAUUAAGCUAAAGAAGAACAUGGGCGGACUGGGUGGGCUUGUUCAUGGCAAAAUGAGCAGAGCCAAUUCGGGGAACGGGAAAAACGGGGAGAUCAUUGAGAAAGUGAAGGAGAAGAAAUCCAAGUCCCGCAAAGGGAGUAAAGAGGAAUCAGGCCAGUCGGCGAGCACCUCCCCUUCCGAAAAGACCACCCCAUCUCCCACCGAAAAAGCAAGCAUCUCACCGGUUGAAAAAAUGAACUCCAAAUCCCCUUCAGAUAAGCAGUCCGACCCGUGGAAGUACAGCACGGACGUGAAGCUGAGCCUCAACAUUUUGAGGGCUGCCAUGCAAGGGGAGCGGAAAUUCAUUUUUGCUGGCCUUCUCCUGACCAGCCAUCGUCAUCAGUUCCACGAGGAGAUGAUCGGCUAUUACUUGACCAGUGCCCAGGAGCGCUUCAGCGCCGAACAAGAACAGAAGAGGAAAGAGGCCGAGAAGAAAGCCAGUCUCGCCGGGUCCUCAUGCCGGAAGCUGGAGCAAGAAGCGUUCUCCAAAGAGAAGCUGGAAUCAUCUCCUCAGGGAAGGGCAUCACCAGUCUUGCCUCAAAGCCAUACAACCCAACUGGUUUUAAAGUUUAAGGACCGCACGAGCCCCGUGCCCGGGUCGUUUUCCUCACCUGCCAAGAAAAGCGGACCCAUCCCAGUGUCUGCCCACUAUAGCCAUACGCCCCCCGUUCAAAGGCAGAGCGUCAUCCACUUGCAUGAGGUCAACUCCAAGCCAUCCAGCUUCCAAGAUGAUACCUACAAGCCGGUGGUUGGUACCUUAAAAACGUGCGCCACGUACCCCCAACAGAACCGGUCGUUGUCUUCGCAGAGUUAUAGCCCAGCCCGGAUAGUAGGCAUCCGUACGGUCAACACGGUGGAGUCCCUGACCUACGCCAUGCCUACGGACCACAAGUCACAAACGUACACCAACGGGUUUAAUACCAGCGACAUCCGAGACUGCUUAGAAUAUGCCGAUGAGGAAGCACCUCAGACCUGGUUAAACAAUGACAAAAACCGAGGCCGGAGCACGGUUUGCCCCAUUUAUUCUAUCCAGCAGAACCACUGCAAGAAGGAGAACUGCUCCUUCUACGGUCGCCCUGAGACUGAAAACUAUUGCUCCUACUGCUACAAGGAGGAGAUAAAACGCAGGGAGCGGGAAAACAAGGGCCACCGACAUUAAAGAUGGUGGAGCAAUCCCCAUGACUAUUUAUUUCCUCCAUUUUUCUUACUUAGGAAAUAUCUUAUCAGCGCAUUAUGGGAGGACGAAGGAGGGAAUCCUACAAAGGGAUCUACGGGGAGAAAGGUCUAAGCUUAUUUUUUUUUGUUCUUUUUCUUGGGUGAAGAGAAACAAGGAUAAUUUAUCAUAAAGAAUUUAUUGUUUUCCAUGUUGUGGUUGUCUUUUUUACACAUACUGGUAAGCUGAAAGGUUGUUUACUCCUUUGUCAGUGCUAUGUAUAUGUGUGGUCAAAAUUUUACUAAUGGUGCCUGAACUUACACUGACAUCACUCAGGUAGUAGAAAGUUAGGAGGGGAAAAAAGUCAUAAUACCUGGAGAUGUGGUAUUGUAUGUAAUAAGAUUGUGUCUGCCUCGUUCUAUAGAGCCAUUUCACUCUUUUUUAAGAAAUUAACGUUUCAUGGUCUUCCCCAUUCACUUUUGUCAAGCUUGGAGAGGACAGGUAUAGUAACUGUGUAUGCUAACGUUUUUUGCUAUAAACAUUUGUAUGGUUUUAGGACUACCGCUUCUUUAUGGAUACACAAAUGAAGGUCUGGAUUCAUGAGCGCAGGUAUAUUUCCCCUGAAACAUGCAUUCUUGGAUGCACUGACGUAAGCAGACAUAAAUACCAGAGAAUGAAAAGCCUAUUGGCAUACUAUUUCGAGCCCUCGAGCUCAAAAAUAAGCACUUUUUACAAUUUAAUGAGGAGGUGUCCAUAGGAGAGGAAAGAAUAUCAAUGAUUGCUUUGUAGGUUAGUCCUUCCAUUGCUGUUCAAUGCAAACCGAAUAGCCUGUAUCCCAUUGACCGUUUCUCAACGGUUUAACACAGUCUAGCAAUAAUGGUUAUUGAAGCCGCAUUCUUUAGCUAUUAGUUCCUAGGAAAUAUGAAAAGUUGUCAAUAUGCAAGCAAGAUUUAAUAAUGGUUCAUGCAGCCCAAGGCAGACUUGCCGCCUCUUUGCACAGAAGUAAAAAUGGCAAUGGUUAAUUUGGACAUAGUCUCUCAGCCUCAAGGGAAGGCAAUGGCCAACCUCCUCUGUAUAAGUGUUGCCAACAAAC